UGGGAAAAAGAUCAUUUCAUGAUCUAAUACAUUCAAAGUGUMCAGUAAUUAGUAAUAGUGUUACUAAAAACUCGGCCYAAAAGUGUAAUAUCCACUUCCGUCAUCAGCAGCUUAAAUGAACGUGUUAAUUUUCUUGUGUCUUUCGGAUAUUUUUUUAAACCUACCCAGUUCCUCUYUGGCGUUCGACGUGAACUGUGAGAMYUCGAAUAGCGCAGUUCUAAGCGGUAUACAAGAGGAUUAUGUGAAUGCUACUGUAUCGAAGGAAGCUGAAAGUGAUGUUUUCAGUGGCGCUAAAGAGCCGAGCUUCUUUCCGGGCCUAAUGCCAGAGGUUGUACGUUAUGCAAAGCAUCGGUGCAGCCACGAUCUGCCAAAUGCGAAUGUCAAUUGGGGAGUGCAAAUUUUCAGUAACGAAGCGGAGGCACACGACACACAUUGUUAUGUAAAAUGUUUUCUGCGUCGCGUAGGACUCAUACAGUUGCACACUUUGGGUUGGGAUACUGACCGUUUGCUUGCGAUGUUAGCGAAUUUACGUGGACAUCAAAACCUGCCCACGAAUUGCUUAGAUUCAUUAUGCAAGACAGGUAYAAUGAAUGGGAAAUGUGAGCCAUAUUACGAAAUGUGGAUGAAGAUCCGUCAAGAUUGUCAAUUCGGUUUCAAUGCCUUCUUUUAUUAUGACGUGCGAUUGGAGGAGUUGCCAUUUGAAGAACCCUUACCUCUAUAUCGGGAACCUGGUGUUGAACCAUACCGAUUUUGUUCCGCUGUGUUAAAGGAAGAUUCUGUGGACAUGAAAUCACCACAGUUUUCGCUUUGUAUAUAUUCACAGUUACACUAUAUUGACAGUUAUGGACGAAUUGAUGCGUCGGAAAUUAUACACAGCUUUACAGGAUCGGCUCAUUUAACGGCACACAACGAGCGGGUUAUAAGGAACUGUGCACAUCUUGCUAAUUCCCAUUUCAUCCUGGGUCAAAAUAGCGAGGAGAUGGCACAACAUAUGACAACUUGUCUGACAAAGAAAAUACCUGACGAUUACUCAUUUGUGCUCCAAUAUUGGAAUCAAGUAAUGCGUGAUUAUUAAAUAAAAUUGUAAAAUAACGGUUGCCGCUA
Messenger RNA from Bactrocera latifrons, 1104 nucleotides. RefSeq lists its product as uncharacterized. Gene Ontology annotation, molecular function: odorant binding. Bases 116 to 1075 code for a protein of 319 amino acids. The transcript is spliced from 5 exons. NCBI's taxonomy places the organism in Eukaryota, Metazoa, Arthropoda, Insecta, Diptera, Tephritidae. The record is from RefSeq and is a predicted model, not a curated record.